Meloidogyne enterolobii is the source of this 192-nucleotide messenger RNA. The record is from the annotation of a GenBank genome assembly. Lineage: Eukaryota; Metazoa; Nematoda; Chromadorea; Rhabditida; Meloidogynidae.
GCAAUGUAUGCAGGUGUUCCCCUAAUUUGUAUUCCAAAAUUUGCUGAUCAGUUUUACCUUUCUUCGCUGGCUGAACAUUUGGGCAUUGGGAUUUAUGUUUUAAAUGAUGACCAUUUUGGAGUUAGAUUCUCAGAAGCUCUUAGUAAAUUUAUGAAAGAAAUAACGGACGAUGGGAUAUCUGAAACAGCGUAA